UUGACCGCACGAGCAGCUCUAAACUCGACCUAAUUCUUCCCUAAUCUUCGCAUGAUCGAGGAAUUACACGAAGAAGCGAUGGUUUAUUGGAAGAGGAACCAACUUAGAGGAGCGCGGGCUGGGGUUGAAGUCUCUUAAGCACAUCAGUUUUUAAAUAGGCAUAGGAUUUAAGCGAGGUUCAUGCCAAUGCUGGCCACGGCUCCCAGGGAAUGUAGACUUGAAAGGCAGAACGAGCGUCGAGGAAUGUAUGCCGUGAAGGAUGUGGAAAUUUGUGCUUCGGCACACAGAUUUCUCAAUCGCCAAGGUGUUUGCCAGGAAUUUGUCUGACGAAUUGGAUUAAGUGUGAGAAGAGGCGCUUCGUCAUGGGUUCGGAUGGGGCGCUGAGCGAGGGUGCCGAGGAUCCUUCUGGUGCUGCAGGGCUGAGCCGCAUACUGCUGUGAAUGCUGCUUUUCCGUGCCUGUCAAAAUGCCCACUCAGCGCACCAUCGGUUGUGCUGGCACCGUAUUAGGCAACACAAUGUUGACUUGGAGUGUUGCUGGAGCUCUUCCAUCGGUGGAGUCGCUUCUUAUGAGAAUUGCCGUGGCUUUUCCAUUCUCAAAUGUGGCCUGGGACGCUACCGCUGGUUACAACAAUUUGGAGAGCGCUUCUAGUCCUCUUAGAUCUGAUCCGGGCACAAGCAGUAAUUUUGGUCACACGAAUAAAAUUUCAGGCACCGUUAGCUCCUUUUCCACAAGUCCAGUCCUGAACACUUCGGUUGUCAAGGGAACGUCGAGCAAAACUUUAGGAUAUGGUCAUUCUGUUGAUGUGUUCGUGGACACAAGAGCUCACGGGAGACGGAGAUCAACUUACUCGAUGCCCUUUCACGAGUAUGGAAUGUCAGUGUCCAAGUAUUCAACGACAGCGGUUGAAGUUAAAACGGAAGCUGUGACUGCCGGUAAGAGUUGGAAAGGCAAGGGAUGGAAUCGGGCUCCUACGAGCGAGGUGCUUGCAGCAGUUAUUGACACUGAGGGUUCAGAGCCCAGUGUCGCGACACAAUUCAAUAACAUCCCAGAUUUGGAAGAGAAACUCAAAUUUUUGGAGACAUGUGGACUUGGAGACAAUCAGUUACUCCAAAUGCGAAAGCGCCUUCCUUCCGCUGUCAAGAAUACUUUUCUUAAGCUUUCGAUGAAGAAACUAAUUGAGGUCGCAACUUUCUUAGACGAAGAGGUGGGUGUACAGAAGAAGGAUUUUGGCAAUCUCCUGUUUGCCAACCCUUAUAUAGCAGGAAGCAGCGUUGAAGAAUGUCUCCGGCCGAAGGUCGAGUUUUUGCGACAGCGAGGAAUUACGAAAGAGGAAAUGGGUAAGAUGGUCCUCCGGUCUCCACAAAUUCUGACAUACAGCUUGGAAGGGAAGUUGCUUGCAAUUGAGCAGAAGCUUCUAGAAGCUGGCCUGAAGGAUGAAGAGAUCGGGAGGGUUUUUGUCAGGUAUCCUGCCCUCAUUGGUACGAGUAUCAGUAAAUUUGAUAAAAACGUACAAUCUCUGAAAGAAGCGGGUAUAUCCGAUAUUGCGCGAGCAAUUUUCAAAAUCCCCCAGAUCAUGAGCCUCAGCUUGGACAAUAAAUACAAAGGAAUUUUGCAAUUUUUGCAAGAGGAAUUGCACUUGCAAAAUGAUCAGAUUUCGAAAAUAGUCAGCUCUCAGAUCUCCAUUCUGUCCUUCAGUGUAGAGACAAAUAUUCGGCCGAAAGUUGGGUUUUUUUCAGAGAUGGGUCUCCAAAACGAUGACAUUGCCAGGUUAGUCGUCAAGUACCCAAACAUAUUCUGCCAUAGCUUGGAGAAAUCCAUAAAACCGAAGGUGCAGUAUCUUGUGAAAGAAAUGAAUCUGCAAGUAAUGGAGCUUAUCUCUUUCCCCCAUUACUUAAGCUACAGCUUACCGGACCGCAUCAGACCUCGCCAUGAAUAUGUGAGCAAGUAUGGAUUCAACUUUAGACUCAGUUCCCUUCUAUCUUGUUGUGAAAAUGUGUUUCACAAAAGAUACCCCAAACCUCCUCUAUCCAUCCUAAGCGGUGAGAGUUUAGGUAAUCUUUCCUGAUGUACCCAGGAUAAGUGCCACAAUUUUGGUGUAUCAGUAAAAGUUCAAUGAAUUGUCAAUUUGGUCAUGUCACAAUACAGUGGGUUUUAUAUCUUGCGAUUGCGA
Molecule: messenger RNA, 2172 nt
Organism: Marchantia polymorpha subsp. ruderalis
Lineage: Eukaryota; Viridiplantae; Streptophyta; Marchantiopsida; Marchantiales; Marchantiaceae
Source: the annotation of a GenBank genome assembly